Pestalotiopsis fici W106-1 is the source of this 4875-nucleotide messenger RNA. RefSeq lists its product as uncharacterized. The record is from RefSeq and is a predicted model, not a curated record. Lineage: Eukaryota; Fungi; Ascomycota; Sordariomycetes; Amphisphaeriales; Sporocadaceae. Bases 1 to 4875 code for a protein of 1624 amino acids. Gene Ontology annotation, biological process: regulation of translational initiation by eIF2 alpha phosphorylation; DNA damage checkpoint signaling. The transcript has 5 exons. Gene Ontology annotation, molecular function: protein binding; eukaryotic translation initiation factor 2alpha kinase activity; ATP binding.
AUGCCUUCAACUGGGAAAGGUACAGCAGGGCAACGAAAGCCCGCGCUGCAGAAAACCAGAAGCAGCGAUGACUCCAAUUAUCCUGGGCUCAAGCAGCUCAGCAGCCCGGAUCCCAGCAAGACACAGUACACUCAAGUCCAAGAGGAUGAGAUUCUCGUGUUGCAGGCCAUUUACGGAGAAGACUUCAUUGAGCAUAAAGCUGCAAACACCGCCUGGCAGCGCUCAGAACCAGCCUUUGACGUGCGCAUCAAGGCCUUAUCGGACGAGGAACUCACAGUCACCCUGGGUGUAGUACUCACCGCAAGUUAUCCGAAAUCAGUUCCCUUGCUCAGUCUGAAAGAUGACGGCAGCUUGGGCCAGUCCACCCUCUUCAAAGUUCAGGCUUUUAUCGAGUCAAAGCCCAAAGAGCUGGCUGCAUCUGGUCAAAAUGAGCCCAUGAUACAUGAUAUAGCAUCGGGCAUACAGGACAUUUUGGAACUUGCUGCAGAAGCCAAAGCUCAAGGCCGUGAACUUCCGUCUCUUGAGGAAGAGAGAGCUGUUCACGAAGCUGAGUUGGCUCGAAAAGCUGAACUGGAGCAGUCUGAGCAGAACCGCAAGUUACAGGAAGCCGACGCAGAAGAGGCACGAAUGAUGGAAAACAUGAUUCAGGAGGAAAUGAAACGCCAGAGAGCAAAGGAGAGGGAGUCGAAGAAGAGGGGCAAGCCGCCCUCGCUAGCCAUGGCUUACUCUGAAGAUUCGAGCGAAUUCGAAUCGGGCAAUGUCAAUUUUGAUGAGCCGUGCAGAAUCACUGAUUCAACAGGAAACGAUGCAUACUUCACUACCGUAACUGGGAGAUCCGAGUACCGCCAAGGUAUGAUCGCAUCGACUUUCGCAGUCCGUGCAGUCCUGCUCGAUCGUCGAAACGUCCCGCCAUUGGCCUUGAAGGAGGUUGAGUUGAAACAAAACUCUAGAGAUGCUUCCCAAUUCAAGAAGCACCUCUUAAGCCUAGAGAACAAGCUCAAGACUGUCAAGCAACUCACUCAUCGGAAUAUUCUAGACGUGAUUGACUUUCGAAUUGAUCGCAAGACUCAAGAGAAUGAGGCUUCGCAAACACGCAUCGUGCGAAUUUUGACACCGCUGGCCGAUAAGGGCUCGCUCGACGAACUUCUUGAGCUCACGGAGAAAGUGGCAAUUGGCAAGGUGAGAUCGUGGACUACAGAUCUUUUAUCUGGCCUAGGUUGGUUGCACACCCAAGGGUUGGUGCACGAAGACAUCCACCCUGGAAAUGUUCUGCUGUUCAGAGAAAGCUCAGGGCAUGUGGUUCCCAAGCUCGCUGAUGCUUCGUAUCAACGAGAACUGCACACAAUUUGCCGCAAGUCCCGCGCAGUUUCUUUGCUUACUUCUGCGAGAUCCACAUACUGGCUACCCCCUGAGCUCGAUAGCGCUUCUGGCGCCCUCAACCAGAAGACAGAUAUUUGGGAUUUCGGUGUUGUCUUCUUGCAGAUGGUUUUCGGUUUGGAUGUCUUCGAGAAGUAUGAAAAGCCUUCGAGUCUCAUGUCCAGGUUGUCUCCCUCGCUCCACGAGCUCGUGUCCAAGUUCUUUAAGCAAGAUCCAGGGCGACGUCCUCGAGCGUCGGAUCUGCGGUCAAGUGAAUUCUUGGCUACCGACGCCCCCGUAUAUGCUGAAGACUUUCACACGAGCUUGACCCCAUCUCAUUCUUCCACCUCCCUGCCCAAGAUGGAUGGAUUCAGGCGCCGGCUUGAUUCUACCGCCCUGGCCCCCUCGUUCUCGCGCUUCAAGAAUGAGUUCACUGAGGAGGGCCGCCUUGGCAAAGGUGGCUUUGGUGAAGUCAUCAAGGUCCGCAAGAAGAUUGAUGGCCAGACUUAUGCUAUCAAGAAAGUGGUCACUAAGGCAACCAAAAGCUUGACAUCAUUGUUGAAAGAAGUUUCAACACUGUCGGCUCUGAGUCAUCCUUCAAUCGUGCGGUAUUACGAUGCCUGGACUGAGCAGCUACCCGACUCUCCAGACACGGACGGGGAUGCGACAGCCGACGAGACUAGUACUCAGCGCUCCAUGAUUACCGGGUCGAACGAAAUCGACAUUCAAUUUGCCACUAGUACAGGAGGCUUGGACUUUAUGUCCUCGGCAAAUGUUGGGGACGACUACUACCAUGAUGACGAUGACGACGACGAGUCGGAAGACUAUGACGGACUAGAAGUUGUUGUAGAGGACGAGGAAGAUGAGGUUGGCGAUGACGGCAUCUUGUUCGCGGCAAGCACUGCUGAUGACGACUCAUCGUCAAGAAACCACCUGCCUGUGACACCCAAGCGCAUACGGAGCCACACUCAAUCCGGUUGGAAAGUGCUGUAUAUUCUUAUGGAAUACUGUGAGAAAAAGACCUUGCGUGAUCUGAUUUCCCAGAAUUUGUUCGAGAAUCAAGAAGAAGUGUGGCGUCUGUUCCGUGAGGUCUUGGACGGACUGAACUAUAUGCACACAUUUCACAACAUUGUGCAUCGCGAUUUGAAACCCGAGAACAUAUUCAUUAGUAGCGGCACAGACGGUGUCGCUCAUGUCAAGAUCGGAGACUUUGGUCUGGCUACAGGAGGCCAAGUCGUGGCCGAAAAUCGUGCAUCGGGGCUCGGUGAUUCGAAUGGAAUGAGUAACGUGGGGACCGCCCUAUAUUCUGCCCCGGAGCUUGAGCGUGGCAGCGGAUCUGAUGAGGCACCCCCCAAAAUCGACGACUCCAGGAAACUAGACAUGUAUGCGCUUGGGAUCAUCUUUUUUGAGAUGCUUUACAAGCCAAUGGGUGGCCAUGAGCGAAUCACUGUGUUGAACGACCUCAGGGCCAAACAUCCUACUCUACCGAGCGACUUCAAGCCUUACGACAAGGUACAGACUGAAAUCAUUCUGUCACUUGUGACGCAUAAUGCAAACCAACGCCCAGGGAGUUCCGAGCUCUUGCGAAGUGGCAAGGUGCCGAUGCCCAUGGAAAGUGAGACUCUGCAAAGAGCACUCGCUGAAAUAUCCGACCCCCUAUCUACACACCAUCAGAAGCUAGUCACGGCAAUGUUUGGCAAGCCAACCGACAAGACGAAGGAUUAUACGUGGGACAUGUCGGUACCUAAUGUGUCAUCGACAGAGCUACUAUACCAGGGCAUUGUCAAAGAUCAACUCAAGUCGAUUUUCCGUCGCCAUGGCGCUGUUGAAGCUAGUACAAGCCCUCUCUAUCCACGGUCGUCACAUUAUUCACAGAAUGUCGUCGAGCUCCUUGACAGAGGGGGUACAGUUUUACAACUGCCUUACGAUUUGAUGUUGGGGAAUGCAAGGACGCUUGCGAAACAUACUGGCACUACGUUUGUGCCCAAGUCUUUCACCUUUGAGAACAUAUAUCGUGAUAGACACAAUGGGGGUCAGCCCUCUAAGUUUGGCGAAGUCGCCUUCGAUAUUGUCUCGACGGAUACGCUGGAUCUCGCUCUCAAGGAAGCAGAGUUGCUGAAAGUCCUAGACGAGAUCAUUGACAGCUUCCCCUCUCUCAAUCAGAUGUGUUUCCAUCUUGGUCACUCGGAUCUGCUGCAGUUGAUCUUUGACUUUUGCGACGUUGACCACAGCGCGAGAACAAUUGCAGCAGAGGUGUUGAAUAAGCUCAACAUCCACAACUGGACUUGGCAAAAGAUCCGUGCCGAACUUCGCGUCUCUGGCCUGUCCGUGACGAGCAUUGAUGAAUUGCAGCGAUUUGAUUUUCGAGACACACCAACAAAAGCCUUCUCCAGGCUAAAGACUAUUCUUGAAGGGAGCAAAAUGCUUGAAAGAGCGCAGCCAAUCAUUACUCAUCUCAGAGAAGUCGUUGGUUUUGCAAAGCGCUUCGGAGUUCACAGCAAGAUCUACAUCAAUCCCCUCAGCAGCUUUAGGGAACGCUUUUUUGUUGGAGGCAUGCUGUUCCAAUGUGUCUAUGAUAAGAAGUACAAGGAUGUAUUUGCAGUAGGCGGCAGAUAUGACAGUUUGAUCAAUGAGCAUCGACCUCGAAUGGGUCAUCAGUCUCACCAGCGCCACGCAGUGGGCUUCAGUCUGGCCUGGGAGAAGCUUGCAAUGAUACCCAAGGCUGCUGGUAAGGCAUUCCUCAAAAAGGCUGAUGUUGAGCCGCAGGGCAUGUUCAGUACGAAAAGAUGCGAUGUUCUUGUCGCAAGCUUUGACACUGGUAUUCUGCGUUCAGACGGAAUCGAGCUGCUUCAGACUCUAUGGGCUCACGACAUAAGCGCUGAGUUAGCGCGAGAUGCCCGAUCGCCAGAAGACCUGCUUACAAAACACCGAGACGAGAGCUACUCGUGGAUCAUUAUCGUCAAGCAAGAAGCAGUCCUCAAGAUCAAGACAAUGGGACGCAAAGACGUUUCUGACGCUGAAGUACCAACGACGCAGGUCAUCAACUGGCUGAGGGCAGAACUUCGAGAGCGCGAUCGAUAUUUGGCACACCGUGCAGUCGUCGACCCUGGCGGUGGAUCUAGUGCCCUAGAAAAGGGAGGAGGUUUCACAAAUGCAGAGCAAAAAGUUCACGUGUUGGUCGCAGGCACCAGAUCGAAGAAGUUCAAUCGCCGAACCGUUGUGGAGCAAGCUCAAGCUAAUGCCGCAGCCUUGGUGCAAAACUUUCUUGACGGGCCUGUCGCUGCGGUUGAAACCUCUGACGCAGUGCUAGAGCUUAUUCAGGAAACGACCUUGUCGGAUGGAGAAAGCUGGCGCUCAGCGGAGCAGUCGGUCAACAUGGCUGAACGCAAGUAUAUGCGCGAGAUCCACGAUAUGUUGCUGACAUGGCGCAAUGUGUGGCAGUCAAAGAACGGGAGCAGGCACGCGUUUGUAUACAACUUCAGAACGACGAGGUGUAUCUACUACGACCUGGGCGCGUGA